AUGAGCUCUAUUGAUGUCGACACUAUUCCACCCCCGGGGGCUUGGGACAGCCACGUUCACAUUGUGGACGAAGAUCAAUUCCCGCUGCACCCACUCCAUCCCUUCCGGCCUAAGAAAGCGCUGUUGUCUAGCCUGCAGGCUUUUCACCGCAGCUUGGGUAUUCAGCAUGCAUGCCUGAUUGCAUUCUCCGUCUAUCAUACAGACUACAGCUCCAUUUUGGAUGCUCUCUCACGUCUUGAUAAAGGCCGCGCAGUUGUUUGUAUUGACCCAAGCACCAUAUCGGACGAGGAGCUGCAACAGCUGCACGAUGCUGGUGUACGUGGCAUCCGCAUUAAUAUGCGCACCCGGGGUGACCCGCUGAACAAGGCUGCAGUGAUAGCAGCGGCUGACCGUGUGCGGCCUUUUGGAUGGGUCAUCCAGGUGUACAUCGCCUUGGAGCAGAUUGUCGAGUUUGCGCCCCUGGUGCCACAAAUCGGCCUCCCAGUUGUCAUUGACCACAUUGGGGCGCCAGACCAGGCUCGUGGGCCUGGCAGGCUGCAACCGGGGUACACCGAAUUGAUCGAUCUGCUCCAUACGGGGCAGGUAUGGACCAAACUGAGCGGCACAUAUCGUUUUCCCAAUCUACCCGAUCUCGACGAGUACGUGGCCGACAUAUUGAGGACGGCACCAGACCAAGUCGUCUGGGCGAGUGACUGGCCGCACAGCGGGGGCGUUGAGGCCAACCCGGGAGGAGAUCGCAAGAAGGUGCAAGAAUACCGGAAGGUUGACGAUGCAGCCUUCAUAGCUAGAUGUAGAAAGUGGUGCCGAGAUGUCGAAGGCGGAACUGGAGAACAACUAGCCCGCAAGAUAUGGGUAGAGAACCCAAGAAAGCUGUGGCAGUGGGAUGACGAUGAAUGA
This is a messenger RNA of Aspergillus nomiae NRRL 13137, 897 nucleotides long. RefSeq lists its product as uncharacterized. Bases 1 to 897 code for a protein of 298 amino acids. Gene Ontology annotation, molecular function: hydrolase activity. Lineage: Eukaryota; Fungi; Ascomycota; Eurotiomycetes; Eurotiales; Aspergillaceae. The record is from RefSeq and is a predicted model, not a curated record. The transcript has a single exon.